UGUGACGUCAUCAUUACUUUUCCCCUUAUAAGGAGCACCUGGACAGAUUGAACCUCAGUGUGAUUCAAACCGUGGUACAGGAACUUCCAGCGGCCUGCCAGGUACGAAGAGAAAAAGAAUCAAACUCCACGGAAGCCAAUCCAAACCUUCUAAAAACCUACAACAUGACGAUCAACUACCUCAACGAGACUGCCAUCAGGACCCCGGGCGGCGCUGGGGCAACUGCGGGGUCUAUUACUCUUCAGGUCGCCAAUCUACUGUGGGGAAUCGCUGCCGUCCUCCCAGCAGCCAUGGGGCGUAGAAGGAGACAUGCCCCGGGCUCCUCUCAGUUCUUCAAGCAGCAGGAGGAGGAAGGGGGCUUGCUCAGGAAUGUUUUGUUCAAGGUUCUGGAUGACUUGGAUAGCCCGUCCUGCCUCCCCCUGGCCCUGUGUCACGCCGCCACCCUGCCUGAGAGUUUACGGACACCUGACCACCGCGCCAUUGUCUCCCUCCUCAGUCCCGAAACAGCCUUCCCCGUCGCCUGGCCAGACAUCACCAAGCCCGCUGCCAAGUACCAAUACGCAGCUUUCCUUGGACAAUGGGCGGGAAGCUCCGGGGUGCCUGAGGAGUGUCGCCGCGUGUUCCCCACCUGCAGUUUGUCAGGCGCCGAUGUGAUCAAUCUUGUGGCCAGUUGGAAGCUUCCGUGCAAAGAUGAGGCCACGGCUAACAAGAUCGAGCAGUGAAGAGUGUGUUAGAGGAUUGGGUGGUGCGAUAGAACACCGAGAGAUAAGAUAGAAUAGUUGAUAGUAAGAUAUCGCAGUUAAUAAUAAGAUAUAACGACCAAUAGUAAUCUAGAGCAAUGAAUGACGAUAUAAAGCAGUAGAUAAUAAGAUAGAGCGACAAAUAACAGUCUGGUUGAAAGAUAGGAUAGAAUUGAUAAAACUCGGAUAUCUGAUUAACAUUUAGGAAGCAGUGAAGUUCUGUGUUCUAGUUAGACAUACUCAGGUUGAUAUACGCGUAGUUUCAUGUAUAGCCCCUUUUUUGUGUUGUUUAUUAUGCAUUGUAUAGUUAAUAGUGUAGCAAAGGGUUGUAUGACAUGUGAAUACAGUCUUUCCGUCUCUGUUUUUGUCAAUACUCGUGUCAUUUGUUGUUUUGUUACUGUGUAUUUGUUACUAACACGUUGAGCUUUUGAUUAAAGAAGAUUUGUACUAUUAUUA
Messenger RNA from Portunus trituberculatus (swimming crab), 1196 nucleotides. RefSeq lists its product as uncharacterized. The coding region runs from base 165 to 722 and encodes 185 amino acids. The record is from RefSeq and is a predicted model, not a curated record. NCBI's taxonomy places the organism in Eukaryota, Metazoa, Arthropoda, Malacostraca, Decapoda, Portunidae. The transcript is spliced from 4 exons.